CGUCUCAUUCUGCGACUCGCCGGAUGAUUGUUUUGACACCCUUUCUGUCAACCUAAAACUAUCGAGUUGCGUGUUUUCAACUGAAACUAUAGUUAAGCGGUUUGUGCGGCAGUAACUCGAAUCAUGAGUUCAUCUCCGUCUGUCUCGUGACCGGAGUUUGGGAAGCGAAUUCUGCUUAGCAGCGUUAGCUAACAAGCACAGCGCUGCUGUUUCACCGCAGAGCGAUGAACUAUGGAUACGGCGGCAGGAGAGGAAGAAGAGGCGGCCGCUGGCACCGGGACGGUAGCAGAGAGCGGUGGGACGGAGGAGGAGGAGGAAGAGGCGGCGGGUCGAGGGGUCACAGCCCCAACUAUGACCAGGACCACGAAGGCGGUGGACCCCGGGACCGCCCGCCUCCUCACUUGAAGGGUCGGGCUAUUGGUCUGUGGUACGCAAGAUACGGAGCCGUGAGAAGGAAACAAGUUGAUAGGAGAUCGCGAGCCGUUGUCCAGAUGGAUGAAGCCAGAGAGCAGCACAUUACCAAUCUGCUUCACUCUGUCCAAACUGACCAGACUGGUCCUGAGACCAGCGUGAGGCAUCCCAGAGCUUCUGGAACUUGGCAAGACGAUGGAAGUAGAAGUAGCCAUUGUUAUUUUGAUGGUGAUUUGCCGGAAAAGAAUAAAAGGUCUGAGGAUGACGAAGAGGAGGGUGACUUGGUGCAUAAGAAAGCUACUCAAAAAUCACAACAUAACUUUGCUGAGACUGUUGUCAAAGACGAGCCUCCUGAUGCAUGGGAUGAAGACGAACCGCAGGAACAACUGCAACAACAGCAGCCGAAGCAAGAAAAGGACAGGGGCGAGCAAAGGUGGAGAGACAAGGAUUUAGACUUUUUAUUUCAGGAAGUUGUCCGCGACAAUUCGCUGGAUGACAGAUUACAAGAAGAUCUGCAGAAGAAGACAUCGGACCCCAAAUACAUAGAUAUGCUGCAAUUCAGGGAAAAACUACCUUCAUAUGGAAAGAAGGAGGAGUUGGUGCAGCUGAUCAACUGCAACCGCGUCCUGGUUGUGAGUGGUGAGACGGGUUGUGGAAAGACCACUCAGGUUACUCAGUUCAUCCUGGACGAUCACAUCAGACGUGGUGUGGGUUCUCUGUGCCGGGUGGUUUGCACUCAGCCCCGACGCAUUAGCGCCAUCUCUGUAGCGGAACGUGUAGCGGCUGAAAGAGCAGAGAGUGUCGGCAAUGGGAAUUCUUGUGGAUACCAGAUCCGUUUGGAAUGCCGGUUACCACGGCGACAGGGUUCCAUCCUUUAUUGUACAACAGGCAUUAUUCUUCAGUGGCUCCGCUCAGACCCACUUCUGACCAGCGUCAGCCACUUGGUUUUGGAUGAAAUACACGAAAGAAGCCUGCACUCAGAUGUUUUACUGGUGAUCGUCAAAGACCUGCUCAAACGCAGAGAUGAUCUCAAAGUCAUUCUUAUGAGUGCCACGCUCAAUGCUGAGAAGUUCUCCAAGUACUUUGACAAGUGUCCCAUGAUUCACAUCCCUGGCUUGACUUUCCCAGUGGAAGAGUUCUUGCUCGAGGAUGUGGUGGAGAUGCUACGGUAUCAUCCGAAAAAUCAAAACACUCGCCCCUCAUGGAAGAAAGGCUUUUGCCAUGGGCGAAACUCCCGACCUGAAAAGGAGGCGACGGAGGCUGAAUACAAAGAGAGCUGGCCGUGUUACACACGAACACUUCAGGGCCGAUACUCUGACAGCACCAUCGCCGCGUUGGAGGUUUUGGACAGCGACGAAAAGAUCGACUUGGAGCUAAUCCUGGCGCUGAUCCGACACAUUGCGCAAAAUGAAGACGAGGGAGCCAUUUUGGUCUUCCUGCCAGGUUGGGACAACAUUAGCAGCCUUCAUGACCUGCUCAUGGCUCAGCAGAUGUUUCGCUCAGAUCGGUUUGUCAUCAUCCCUCUGCACUCCCUGAUGCCUACUGUCAACCAGACGCAGGUGUUCAAGAGGCCUCCACCUGGAGUUCGAAAGAUUGUUAUCGCCACUAAUAUUGCUGAAACCAGCAUCACGAUAGAUGAUGUCGUUUUCGUGAUUGACGGAGGGAAAAUUAAAGAAACCCACUUCGACACCAGCAAUAACAUCAGCACCAUGGCGGCGGAGUGGGUGAGCCUGGCCAAUGCCAAACAGAGGAAAGGUCGCGCCGGCAGAGUGAGUCCAGGGAAGUGCUACCAUCUGUACAACGGCCUGCGGGCGAGCCUGCUGAACGCUUAUCAGUUACCUGAGAUCAUGAGGACGCCGCUGGAGGAGCUGUGCCUGCAAAUCAAGGUACUGAAACUUGGCUUCAUAGCACAGUUCCUGAGCAAAGCCCUCGAUCCUCCGACCGAGGAGGCCGUCAACCUCGCCAUCAAGAACCUCACUGAUCUGAAUGCCCUGGAUAGUUGCGAGGAGCUCACUGCGCUCGGCGUCCAUCUGGCUCGCCUGCCUGUGGAGCCUCACAUUGGAAAGCUCAUCCUGUUCGGAGCGCUGCUGGGCUGCCUGGACCCCGUGCUCACCAUUGCCGCCUCGCUCAGCUUCAAAGACCCCUUCUUUAUCCCCCUGGGCAAGGAGAAGCUGGCCGACAAGCGGAAGAAGACUUUAUCCAACAACUCCAAGAGUGACCACCUCGCCGUUUUCAAUGCCUUCCAGGGCUGGGAAGAAGCCAAACAUCGUGGCGCCAGGUGCGAGAGAGAGUUCUGUUGGGACAACUUCCUGUCUGCUAAUACUCUCAAGAUGCUGCAAAACAUGAAGGGCCAGUUUGCAGAGCACCUGAUGCACGUCGGCUUUGUUGGCAGCAAAGACCCCAAAGACCCCAAAUCGAAUGUCAAUUCAGACAACCAGAAGCUGAUUAAAGCGGUGAUUGUGGCCGGGCUGUAUCCGAAGGUCGCCAUGAUUCGCAAGUCUUACAGCAAGAAGAGGCCGGGCGUAAAGGUCUACACCCAGGCCGACGGGAAGGUGGCCAUACACCCCAAGUCAGUCAACUACGAGGAGACGGAGUUCAACUACACGUGGCUCAUCUACCACCUGAAGAUGAGGACCACCAGCAUCUUCCUCUACGACUGCACGGAAGUGUCGCCGUUCUCGCUGCUCUUCUUCGGCGGCGACAUCAGCAUCCAGAAGGACGAGGACCAGGAAACCAUCGCGGUGGACAAGUGGAUCGUUUUCCGCUCUCCUGCUCGCAUCGCCCACCUGGUGAAGAGUUUGAAGCGAGAGUUGGAUUCUCUGCUGGAAGAUAAAAUAUGUAACCCGGCUCCUGUGGACUGGCAGAACCGUGAGUCCAAAGACUGCGCUGUGAUCAGCGCCAUCAUAGACCUCAUCACCACCCAGGAGAGACCAGCGGGGAGCCAGGCUGCCAACACUCGUGCCCCUCAAAGCUGCCAGUCAUUCGGUCGUAGCUCGCACCACAGGAACUUUGAUGAGGACGACGAUGAGGACGAAGAUUAAAGCGGAACAUGGACAGUUCACCGGGACCUUCUUCACACACUUGAAUGACUUCUGUUUCUCCACGUUUUUGCCGACUGCGUUCCCAAGUUUCCUUUUCUUCCCUCCUGUUUUUUUACAUUUUGCUCCUGGUUAAAUGGAUAAAUAAAGGUGAAG
Messenger RNA from Synchiropus splendidus (mandarinfish), 3605 nucleotides. It is a transcript of the gene dhx36, whose product is annotated as DEAH (Asp-Glu-Ala-His) box polypeptide 36. Gene Ontology annotation, cellular component: intracellular anatomical structure; nucleus; cytoplasm. Lineage: Eukaryota; Metazoa; Chordata; Actinopteri; Syngnathiformes; Callionymidae. Bases 225 to 3452 code for a protein of 1075 amino acids. The record is from RefSeq and is a predicted model, not a curated record. The transcript has 26 exons. Gene Ontology annotation, molecular function: DNA helicase activity; G-quadruplex RNA binding; ATP binding.